AUGGGCAAGGACAAGGUCGAAAAGGAGAAGAAGCGCGCUGAGAAGAAGGAGAAGCGUUCCGACAAGGACGGCGUUGCCAAGCCCAAGAAGGAAAAGAAGGAAAAGAAGGACAAGUCCGCUCUCGCCGAUGCGGUAGAGAAGGAGAUCACUAGCCAAGUCCUCGAGGGACUGGACCAGGCCGCCGCCGCCGGUGUCGCCGACGUUGAGGUUGAUGCCAUGGCCAUCGACCGCCCCGUUGGUGCCGUUGUGCCUUUCGCCAACCCUCUGGUUGAGGACAAGCAGGCCAAGAAGGUUCUCAAGACCGUCAAGAAGGCUGCCGUCAACAAGUCUCUCAAGCGCGGUGUCAAGGAGGUCGUCAAGGCUCUCCGCAAGUCCGCCAUCCCCGCCGCUAACGCCUCCAUCGAUACUCCCUCCGCGGUCGUCAUUCUUGCCGCUGACAUCUCCCCCAUGGACGUCAUCUCUCACAUCCCCGUUCUGUGCGAAGACCACGGUAUUCCCUACGUUUUCGUCACUUCCCGCGCUGAGCUCGGUGCCUCCGCCGCUACCAAGCGUCCCACUAGUGUGGUCAUGGUGACCCCCAAGUCGGCUGGCAAGAACAAGGAUGCCGAUAGCGAGGACUUCAGCGGAGUCUUUGAGGAGUUGGCCAAGCUUGCCAAGAAGGAGUGCGAGAAGCUGACCGUUUAA
Messenger RNA from Penicillium waksmanii, 684 nucleotides. RefSeq names its product 40S ribosomal eS12 domain-containing protein. NCBI's taxonomy places the organism in Eukaryota, Fungi, Ascomycota, Eurotiomycetes, Eurotiales, Aspergillaceae. Gene Ontology annotation, biological process: ribosome biogenesis. Gene Ontology annotation, cellular component: nucleolus; cytosolic small ribosomal subunit. Bases 1 to 684 code for a protein of 227 amino acids. The transcript has 2 exons. The record is from RefSeq and is a predicted model, not a curated record. Gene Ontology annotation, molecular function: RNA binding; structural constituent of ribosome.